Molecule: messenger RNA, 4314 nt
Organism: Candidozyma haemuli
Lineage: Eukaryota; Fungi; Ascomycota; Pichiomycetes; Serinales; Metschnikowiaceae
Exons: 2
Coding region: 1-4314 (1437 amino acids)
Biological process (GO): endoplasmic reticulum to Golgi vesicle-mediated transport; COPII-coated vesicle cargo loading; intracellular protein transport
Cellular component (GO): endoplasmic reticulum exit site; COPII vesicle coat
Molecular function (GO): zinc ion binding; SNARE binding
Source: RefSeq, a predicted model, not a curated record
AUGUGUCUUACUAAGUGUUACAACAUCUUCAACUGCUAUCUUCCAUUGGACGUUACCGAGGCUAGAAUCCUGCUCAGUGAUGGGCAGGUUCAAAGCUCUCAUGAAAACAGCGGUCUGGCUUACAUGCCUUGGACCACAGCUGAAUUCAGAGAAUUCCUCAAUCACCUCGUCCACGCCAGAACCAACUGGCGCCUGAAGCUCGAAGCUCAGAUUAUCUAUACCGAGAAAAUCAUGCUUCUUGCUGAAAAGUAUGGUGCCCAAGAGGCACAUAAUGCCGCAAAAUGGCGGCUCCGUAACGCUAACAAGCUUCUUAAGCGUACUGCUCUCAAGCAGACCAGUCUUCCACCUUCAGAGGAGUCCAGGAAGGCCAUGAAGGAACAUCUCAAUGCUCAUUUUGCUAAGGCUGUUGCCGAAGCAAAGAAGGCUACUCUUGCUCGGGCCAACAGACGGAAGAGCAAGACCCAGACCGUUCCUAAGAAGGCUUCUACAGUCUUCUGGCCUACUGACUUCUACAAGUAUAAGGAGAGCGUCAGUGAGAAGGUCAACCAUAGUUACUUACCUUGUGACUUCUACAAGUAUAAGGAAAGUAUCAACGAAAAGGUUGUUCCUUCCUAUUUGCCUUGCGACUUCUACAAGUACAAGGAGAGCAUUAACGAGAAGGCUAUUCCUUCUUACUUACCUUGCGACUUCUUUAAGUACAAGGAGCUCUUUAACCAGCACGAGAAGGAUUCCUUCUUGCCUGCUGACUUCCCCUUGUUCAGGGAAACCGUGAACAAGAAGACCUACCCUCAGUACUUACCUUGUGACUUUUAUAAGUUCAAGGAGUACCUUAAGGAAACUGAAGGUGCUUCCUUCUUACCUUGUGACUUUUAUAAGUUCAAGCAGUACUUUAAGGAGACUGAAGUUACCUCGUACUUACCUUCAGACUUCUACAAGUUUAAGCAGUACUUCAAGGCAUCUCAGGAUACCUCUUACUUACCUUGUGACUUCUACAAGUUCAAGGAGUACUUCAAGGAGCCCCUGGAUAACUCGUACUUACCAGGCGACUUCUCCUUCUUUAGACAUCUUCUUGUCGAAAAGUACCACAGGCAAUACUUGCCUACCUGCUUCCCUCACUUCAAGGCAGCACAGUCUCUUCAGAAGACCUAUCUCCCCGGUGAUUUCCCCCACUUCUUCACCAUCUGGACUCGUACGAUCUAUCCAGUUAGAAGAAAGAUCCUGGGUAGAAAGGGUUUCAAGAAGACUUCCAAGCCGGUUUCUAGAAGGAGCUCCAUCAUACAGAGACCCAUCACACCCUCUACAGCCACUGGGUUGACGUUGCGCCGGCCGCUCAGCCCUGAACCUCUUCAUAAGGAGCCAAAUCGAAAGAUUCCCAAGAAGGUGUCCAUUGCAAGCUUGAACCCCCACGUGAAGCAUUCGGUUCGGAUCUUGCCGUACCAUGCCAUGAAUCAACAGGCUGCACCUUCUUGGGACCAAGUGGCAUCGCCAACUCCUUCCCAACAACAGUUUGGAUCACAGCCGCUGUUUACUCCUCAAACGGGCACGCCCCAGCAGGCAAUGCCCAGCCAAUUCGCUCCACAAACGCCGACUUACCAGGGCCAUCAGAAUGCUCAAGCAGCACAGGCUGUUCAAGGUUUCCCCGGUUUCCAGAAUCAAAGAGCUCCUCAGAUGCCUAAUGAGCCUGCUCACGAUACGACUUUUGACUUGCUGGGAGCUCCUCAUGCUCCUCCAGCCGACUCAAGCCUUUCGCUUGGCAGAACACGCCAUGAGAUGGAAACAGAGUAUACCUCAUUGCUUUACGACAACGACGGCAACUGCGUUGGCACGAAACCAUUUCUUUCGUUUGAAAAUGUUGUUCCUCCGUUUGCUGGAACACAGUACUUUGCCGUGGAUCAGGGCACGGCUGUUCCCAAACACAUGAGAUCGACCUUCUAUAAUGUUCCCGAGCUGGAGCUGUUACGUAAAGCUACCAGACUACCUAUGGCCGUGACGAUCCGUCCAUUUGCUCCAUUACUAUCCACAGAAACGCCUGUUCCAACAGUUGACAUGUCUAAAUUGGGUGAAGCCCUGUUUAUGGAUCCACUGGACUUUGGGCCUCCCAGAUGCCGAAGGUGUAGAGCAUACAUCAACCCGGCAAUGAUUCAUAGCAUGCUGGGAAGAUUCACAUGUAACGUGUGUCAGUUUCCUAGCAGCACGGUGCCACAGGAGUACAUUGCUCCAAUAGACCAGCAAGGCGCCAGAAUCGAUAGGGCUCAGAGACCCGAACUUCAUAAAGGCGUCUACGAUAUUAUUGUUCCUGAUUACUACAACGUGGGCGGUGCUGAUAGAAAGCCAAAGCCCAUGCAUCACGUCUUCUUGGUGGAUGUGAGUCAACAGAGCAUUGCCAAACAGUUGAACGUCGUGGUUGCAGAUGCCAUUCGUGCCACGCUCUUUGACUACGAGAGAGAAAACGAAGGCGAAAGGAGACCACAGAAGUUUGCGAUUAUAAUGUUUGAUAAGGCUGUUCAUUUCUUCAACUUGUCAGCUGAAUUAGACUCUACGCAGAUCUGUAUUUCUCCAGACUUGGAUGAUCCUUUCGUGCCUUUCUACGAUGGUCUUUUCGCCGACCCCGAAGAAAGUGGUAUGGUUAUUGAAGAUGCGCUCAACAAUUUGCAAAUGUUGGCUGAUACAAAAUCUCUUCAUGACACAGAGCCUUGCUUCUCGGUCGCUUGCAGAGCUGCAGCUAUGAGUCUUGAUGCUGUGGGCGGUGGUAAGAUCACUGCUAUCUUGUCUACUCUUCCAUCCUGGGGCCCAGGCGGAUCUAGAUUGAAGCACAACAAAACUGUCGGUAGAAACCCAUCUGCAGAGAUUGAAAAGAAGUUAUAUUCUGUCGAUAACGAGUACUACAAACUCUUGGCGAAGGAUAUGAUUGCUCAGAAUGUUGGAUUGGAUGUGAUUGCCGUUUCAUCGACGCCUGUUGAUGUCUCAAACAUUGGAUGGUUAGCUUCAGCUACCGGCGGCAGGAUCCAUAAGUGGGCCGACUUCGUCCUCGACAGAGAUGGCCGUGCACUUUCAGCGCAAAUCGUCAGCUCAAUCAAGUCUUCUAUGGGAUACCAGGGCCAAUUGAAGCUCCGUUGUUCUAAUGGUCUUCAAGUGGCACAAUACUAUGGUUUCCCAACUUCUGAGGGUGGUAUCGUUGGACUCACCAACACAUCCCUGGACCCAGUUGUUCCAAUUCUUAGCGAAGAUCAGACCUUCACGAUCUUGCUUGAAUAUGAUGGUAACUUGAAGACUAGCUUCGAUUGUCACUUGCAAGCUGCCUUGCUCUACACCGACACUUAUGGUGUUAGAAAAGUUCGUGUCAUGAAUCUUGUCUGUGCUGUUUGCGAGCGCCUUGAAGAUGUGUUUAACUUUAUUGACCAGGAUGCUGUCAUCGCUGCACUCGUCAGGGAUACGCUUUCUUUCGUUGGAAAGGAGCUGAUUGCAGAGUUGAGAAAGUCGAUCAAUGGAAAGCUUGUUGAAGUCUAUGCACAAUACAGAAUGAUGGAAGAAAGGAGUCACAAUCAAUCAAGGUCCCUCACCAACCAGUUAAUUUUCCCAGAUUCCUUGAGACACAUACCGUUAUUUAUUUUGGCUCUCACCAAGUCCAAGGCUCUUCGUGACUCAACUGCUGUGCCAAUUGACGACCGCCUCGCAGAUGUCUACAAUAUGUUGAAUAUGCCUCUAGAGCGUCUCGUCUACCACUUAUAUCCCGCUUUAGUUGAAGUACACUCGCUUGCUGAUGAUGAAGGCAUGCCAACGGAAGAUGAGGAAGACUCUUUCAUUAAGUUGCCGGAAUUUUUACCAUUGGCCAGUCUGUCUUUGCAGCCUAGUAUUUACAUUCUUUGCGAUGGUACCACAGUUUACGUAAGGGUGCAUCCAGAUACCAACAGGCAGCUUUUAGCAGAUAUGUUCGGUGAACACGUCAGAAACGUCGAAGAUAUCGAACCUCACAUGGAUUCCUUACCAGAACUUCCUACUCAUAUUUCCCAACAGUCACGCAAUCUUGUCAGGUUUUUCCAGAAGAACGUGAUCGGAGCACCUACCAUCGGUCAGUCGGCCAUCCAACUCGUCAUCGAGGGUUUCGAUAAUCUCACUAGAGAUUUCCACGAAGCUUUCAUCGAGGACCUGCUUUCAUCGAAGAUUGCUAGCACCUCGCCAAAUUAUGCAACUUUCUUAACUUCAUUGCACAAAGCGGUAACAGUAAAGGUUGAUGAAGAAGGUAAGAAGUUCAAAGUACCAGCCAAUCCUGUCCAUGACGCCAGCACCCUCACACAAAGAUUGCUCCAUUUCUAA